This is a messenger RNA of Ctenocephalides felis (cat flea), 450 nucleotides long. RefSeq names its product biogenesis of lysosome-related organelles complex 1 subunit 2-like. The record is from RefSeq and is a predicted model, not a curated record. Gene Ontology annotation, cellular component: gamma-tubulin complex; BORC complex; BLOC-1 complex. Gene Ontology annotation, molecular function: gamma-tubulin binding. Lineage: Eukaryota; Metazoa; Arthropoda; Insecta; Siphonaptera; Pulicidae. Gene Ontology annotation, biological process: endosomal transport; lysosome localization.
AUGCAGAAAAGGCCAACUUUAUCAACAAGUACAUCGAGCUUUGAGGCUCUAGAUCCCCACGACACAAACCUAAGCCGCCUGGCUACCAUAAUGUUUCAAAAGACUGCUGAUUAUUUAUACGGGGAACUAACAGCCACACAUGAAGACUACAAACUUUUAGAACAAAUGAACACUGUAACAUUAUCCAAGUACGCUGAUAUGAAACAGAUUACCACAAAUGUAGGAAAAUCUAUAGCUGAUUUAGAUGAAAAAUAUUUAUCCCUGCUGCCUUGUCUAGAGCAGAUAAACGAGAUUGAAGAGUGUGUUAAUAAACUUGAACAAGCCGCUUAUAAAUUAGAUGCGUAUUCUAAAAGAUUAGAAACCAAGUUUAAAAAUUUGGAGAAACGAUAACAUAACUUUUUUGUAUUAUAUUUGUAAAUAAAAUGGAUGAUUUAAUAUUGUUGAAAUGCU